CCCCAAGAAGCGACCUUGCCGCUCCCCUUCAGCCCUUUUUCCUUGCUCCUUUGCCCCAGCGCCGGACGAUUCUGACAAGAAUCCGAUCCACCAAUCACUCUUCGCCAGCCCUCCGCCCCACCGUCUUAAAACACGACAUGGAUUCGGUUCAUUCGCUCCGAACGUGAUACUCCACUCCUUUUCUUCUCAAGUGGCCUGACGAUGCUGUCGUCACCAUAAAAAAAUAUCAGCGCCAGCCACUAUCUCGAAUCCCCCUCUCCCCCACGAGUUCGACGCCAGGACUUUCGGAGUUGCCGUUGGGAUGGAGAUCGGCUCAAUAGUCUCCCAAGAGUGGGAAGACGGGGGACCAAAAGCGCGUUUAGACAGGUGUUGAAGGAAGUCUGCCAUCACAGCCCUCCACAUGGAUUGGGAUUCUCCUUGCCAAGAUUGGAACUCCCGAAAAUCACUUUCUCAGCCUCACGGGAUGAAAAUUGAGAAUUGUGAGAGAGAGGAGAGAGCUCGCCCAUGUUGGAAAAGGGCUCGACCUUCCUCAUCCUGCCCCUGCCCUUGAAAAAAGGGGGUCGAAAAGAGUCUCCUCGCCGGGAUCAGCUUCCAAAGAGGCAUGUACCAAUCCUGGUUCUUCAGCCGAUUUUCUGAAAUCACCCUCGAAGGCUUCGACGAUGGCUUCCCCUUGAUCUCCCAUCUCAUCUUGAGUCAAACCACUGCCCCUGGCAAUCUUCUAGAAUUUUCUAGCGAAAGUCUAUUUUCUUUUCUGGACUUCUUCUGUCGCCGACAACAAACACUAGUGCGGAGUGGCGGUGCUAUUUGUAAUAUUACUUGGUAUGGCCUCCGUACUGCCCCAGGUUCGCUUGGCUUCCACGGUCGUAAUUUACAAGACGACCCUUUCCCAAAGUGUCACGGAUACCCCCUGUUAGCUCUUGGCCCAACUUGGAAAUGGUCCCUCUUGGCAGAUGGCAGCGGCUUCGGGACGGACUAAUGAUCAACUCGAUUUGGAAUCCCCAAAAGUCGCCUCCCUUUCCUCCGCGUGAAGGGAUCGAAGGGUGAAAUCGCCCACGUGUCGUCGGAGCCGAUUGAGCUUCCAGUUUGCUGACAGGCACAACUCUUCAUUGGCUGUGAUUAUUCCCCGUGAAAUCCAUUGGCGCGGGUUCGUGAGGCCCCUUUAGGAGUGUCGCAAGGGCCUUUGGCAUGUCGGCCGGCAGGCAGCGAUCCAAAAGCCAAAUUUUCAGCGCAGAGGGCACGCAAAACCCAUUGAGACAUUUUACAUAUCGGUGAUGCCUUCGUCAGAAGCUCGUUUGAAAAUUCCGUGUCGGGUUCGGGCCUUCAAGGAUGAUCGGGGUUGGAACGUCCUUCCCGCAAGCCUUAAAUUCUUAAGCGAAAUCAAACGCCUCUUGCUCAGACCGCUUUCCGCUGACAAGUCGAUUAGUAAAAGGCCGACCCUUGCACUGCAUGUGUCAUGCCGCUUCGCUCCGAUUCGACGACUUCGUCCAGAUGGACAUUUUGGCUCGUUGGUGCCAUGGCUGCAAGGGCCCCCAUGCUCAUCGGGCAAAUUCAGAGCAGGGAUCCCGUUUCUGGUGGUGUCAGAGCCACGCGGAAGAAGGUCUCGCCGCGCGAACAGCGAUCUUCGCUCGGACAAUAUGCCCCAAAAAUCCGAUAUCAGUUCCCACCAGUUCUAUUGGCUAGUUGCGGCUCUAAGGGGAACCGUUUUGUCCACCACGUUUAAUGGGAUGUCUGAAGAAUUCAAAAAAAAGGGCUUCGGCAACUUGAGACGAAACGCUCCGCCGAACGUCGGAACAACAGGGGGCCUCUCCCGUGGCCCCUCUCACUGUCAUUGCCAUCAUCAUCAUCAUCAUCAUCAUCAUCUCCAAGCAUCUGCAAGAUGCAUCAUCUCCUCUUAA
Molecule: messenger RNA, 1895 nt
Organism: Coccidioides immitis RS
Lineage: Eukaryota; Fungi; Ascomycota; Eurotiomycetes; Onygenales; Onygenaceae
Exons: 2
Coding region: 1272-1895 (207 amino acids)
Source: RefSeq, a predicted model, not a curated record